AUGAGUAAUUUUUUAAAAUCAAUUCAACCAACACUUAAUGAAAUUGUUUAUGAUAUAACUGGAUUAGCUCUGUCGGAUAGAUUUAAUCCAUAUAAAAAAUUAUUCGAAGACUCAAUUGUACAUCGUUCGAAUAUCAAUAUUGAAAAAUGUAAAGUUGAAAAAAAUUAUCAAGGAUUAAAAGAAAAAUAUAUAAUUCAUGCACAGGAUAAAAAAGCUGAUCUACUACAAUUUCUUGUUAAACGUUUUAAUAACAGACCUAUACUUGAUCAUUCACCAGAGAGUGAAUUUCAUCAAGCAUGCUUACAAUUAAUUAUUUCAUUAGCUCAACGACCAUUAGAAGUUAAACUUGAUAAUUUCUCAGAUCUUGUACAAGAACAAAUUGAAGAAGCAACUUUUGAUUGGCCUGCAUAUUUACUUGGCAAUCAAAACGAACAACUGGUCGCUUCCAUUGAUUGGAAUGAAGAAGAAAGCAUAGAUGAAAAUGAUGAUGAUAAUCAUAAUAAACUUGAUUCAACAUAUCUUCAAAAUAAUGACAGUGAAGAAGUUCAUAUUGAAUCAAAACUAAUUGAUGAUAUUGAACAACAGAAUUAUUCAGUACUUGAUCGUGAAAUAAUUUCAUCAUACUGGCAUCAAACAUUAUCCGACGGUGUUUCACCGUCUCUUCGUGAUUUUGCUCUUUUCUGGGAUCAAACUAUGAUCAAAACAACUCAUUUAGCUUAUCGAGUGAAUUCGCAAACAUUAACUGAAUAUAUUCUUAUUCGAGAAACUCUUUGGCUCUUAAUGGAUUCUACACAAUUGCAUAUUUAUGCUAUUGACGAAAAUAAUCAAAUGCGCAUUGCUGAUUUCGUUCGGCUAUGCGAUGUUACUCCCGUCGCCAUUCAAGAUUGUUUAGAAAAAUUUACAAAACUUUCUAAUCAAUUACGAUUAGCAAAUCAAUUUUUAAAGGAUACUCAUCACUCAUGUCGUACAUUAUCAUCGUUUGCACAAGCACUUCAAGAACAAAUCAAUUUGAUUCGUUUUCAACUAGCCGACGUCGAACGAAAUUGUCUUAAGCAAAGUUGCACAUAUACAGUUUUAUCAUUUCAUGAAGAAUUAGAUUCUCUUGGAAUAAUUUCAAAAGGAAUAUGUAUUGAACGUAUAUUUGAUCAAAUAUCAUUUUAUAAUAAUAAAUCAAAUUAUGAUUUAACACUCGAACUUAUUCAUGUUUUAUAUAAAAAUCUUCUCAUGUCAGAAAUGAUUAACAAUUUAAUAUUUUUUAAUUUUUUAUUGCCACUGUUUAUAUCAAGUUGUCGAACUUAUUUGGAAAUAAUUCAAAAUUGGCUUGUGAAUGGAUUUAUAGAUGAUCAUUUCGAUGAAUUUUUUAUUAAACGAAAAGCUGAUAUACAUGUGGAAUCGAUUGAUUUUUGGCAAUUAUCAUAUACUGAACAAGUAGAAAAUGCAUCAUUAAUACCAAAAUGGUUAGCCUGCAUCGUUCCAUCACUUGUUAAAGCUGGUAAAUGUGCUGAAAUUCUGAAAUCUAAUGGUGUUCUAAGAAACAAUGAAGAAUCACAAUCAUUUGUCGGCGAAUUUUCCAAAUAUCUUCAAGAACAUUUUAAUUUGAAAAACAUUUCUUGGAAUCCUCUUAGCCUAUUAAACAAAUCAGAAGCAACACACAACAUAAAGACUUUACACAACCAAUUUAUAUCUUUUCAAUUACCAUUCGAUGAUGACGACGAUAAGAAAAAUUCCUUUUUAGCAUUAGCAUUCAAUCACAUGGAAACUCCAAAACGAAGUCUACUCGAUAUUAAUCGUCAGCAAUUAUCACUGGCAUCAGAUAUUAAUCAGUUAACAACCAUUGAAUGUAUACUUCAAAAUUUUAGUCAAGAAAUUUUACUUACGAGAUCUAACCAAUUAAUCGAUCAAUUAACAAAUGAUAUUCUCAACCGCAUGAAAUAUUUAAAGCAUAUCGAAUAUAUACGAGAUUUUUUUCUCUUUGAAAAUGGUUCUUUCAUGCAUCAAUUUGCUUUACGUCUUUAUUCAAAACUAUCACAAGCAAUACAUGAACGUUUAGAUGCAUUUUCUGUGCUGGUUUCAUUCGAUAGUACACUGACAAUGUUUGGACUUGAUAAAGUAACAUAUCCAUUAAGUGUUAUAUAUCAAUCAUCGAAUACACCGUCAACCAUACAAAAAUAUAUUAUACAAAAUGUUGAAUUAAAAUAUGAUUUACCAAAAGAAUUGUUCAUUAUUAUUAAGCCGGAACAAAUGGAAAUUUAUCAAAAAUGUUUUGCAUUUGUUCUGCAAGUGAAACAGGCGAAAUAUGUUCUAGAUCAAUUAGUAUUCAGUGAAUUUCGUUUGAAAUCCCGCCUUCGUAAUCAACGACUCUAUCGUCAUCAAUCGUAUCAUCUUCAUCAUGAAAUGUUUCUUUUACGCGCUCGUCUUCUUCAUGCUGUCAACGCUGUGAAUAAUUUUGUGCUUAUUACUUUUCAUACAGCUGGAGAACAAUUUGUGGAGAAACAUUCCAACAAAUCAAUUGAUAUUGAAUCGAUGAUAAUGUUUCAUGAAAAAUUUCUUACAGCUCUAUCAAUCGGUAGUUUAUUACAACCUAAACAACAAGCAAUACGUGAUCAUUUAAUGAAAUUAUUUGAAAUUGUUACUAUAUUUGCACGUCGAUGGCAACUAGGGUUUGACUCAAUUAAAAUGGAGCAUAUUACAAAAUUAAAAACAGAAUUCAAUCAAACGAAACAAUUUAUUUCAAUUGUUCUUAAACCAUUUUUACCUCGAAUGAUUGAUUCACCGUUACGUGCACUUGCCUGUUCAUUACAAGAUGAUUUCUAUUCUAAUGUUUAA
This is a messenger RNA of Rotaria socialis, 2826 nucleotides long. NCBI's taxonomy places the organism in Eukaryota, Metazoa, Rotifera, Eurotatoria, Philodinida, Philodinidae. The record is from the annotation of a GenBank genome assembly.